Molecule: messenger RNA, 2016 nt
Organism: Triticum urartu
Lineage: Eukaryota; Viridiplantae; Streptophyta; Magnoliopsida; Poales; Poaceae
Source: RefSeq, a predicted model, not a curated record
GCGUGCCGGCUGAGCCGUGUUGUAAUCGAGCCGGUCCCCUUUCCCUUACCCACCCGCAUCAACUCGCCCCCGCUGAUUCCAACCGGAAAAAUCCAAGCGAUCGAUCUUCAGCUCCCGCGAACCUCCCUCGCCAUCAAGGUUAUCCGAACUGCAGGUGGGUGGGGUCGAUCGGAGGAAGGGGGGAGAAGAUGGACGCAGAGCAGGAGUCGCAGUGGGCGGCGGCGCAGGGGAUCGGCAUCGGCGAGGACCUCGUCCCAGCCGCGCUGCGGCACCUGGAGUUCCUCGCCGCGGUCGACCGCCGCCGGUGGCUCUACGAGGGCCCGCUGCUCCACAGGGCUAUACGCAGGUACAAAGCUUGCUGGCUUCCUCUUCUUGCCAAGUACACUGAGGCUUCUGUUGCAGAUGAGCCUUUGGUUGUUCCGCUCGAUUGUGAAUGGAUAUGGCACUGCCAUCGGCUUAAUCCGACUCAGUACAUAAAGGACUGCAAGAGAUUAUAUGGCAGAAUACUGGGCACUAACAAUGUCAAGUCCUCCAUUCAAGCAAAGUCCAAGGAUCAGGCUGAGAAAGUUUGGACUGAGUUAUAUCCUGGGGAGCCUUUUGAGUUGGAGUACACAAGUCCUUCUGACGAUUUUGUUGACGUGGGUGAUGGAACUGCAGGAGGCAUUUCCUAUGAUUUGAUCUCAGCUGUUAGGAGACAGUCUUCUUUCGUCUACCAGGUUGGAACACCAAACAUGCAUGAUCAUCGUUUUCUUGAAGAAGCUCUAGCUCGAUACAAAGGUUUUUUGUAUUUGAUCAAGCUGAAUCAGGAGAAAGGAAUGAACCUCUUUCGUGUGCCAACCUACGACGUGGAUCUAAUGUGGCACACCCACCAACUGAAUUCUGUUACCUACUACAGUGACAUGCUGAAUCUUCUUGGGAGAGUUCUGGAGCAUGAUGACACAGAUGAUGACCGAGCUGAAGGAAACAAGCUCGACACUGGAUUUUCAGGGACCACUGAGCAGUUCGAGAAUAACUUUGGUCUGAGAUACUGGAAGGUUGGCGCUAUGUACCGUGGAAGCCUGCCAUCUCCUGUGACAUCCGUUCCUCAGAUAUUUAAUAGUGAGGAUGAUAGUGUUUUUGGUGUCGAUAAAGCAGAGAAGCAUCUUACUAUUCUUGAAACAACAGUUGUGGAGUUAUAUUUACAGAUUGUGGACAUCAAGAAUUUACCAUCUGCAAUUCCAGAGAAAAGUGUGUACGUGUGGUUCACCAAGACUCAACCAGAUGUAUUUAUCAGUGAUGGCGGCAGGUUAGAUAUUUCAACGAAAACAGGGAAGAGUAUCGGAGCUGGUUUCCAAUGUGAACCGACUGGCGAACUCAUUCUUACAGCAAUGGUUGAUCAGGCCUAUUUUGGGGCCUCGUCAUCGAAGAAAUCAGAACCAUUGGGGAAGGUUUCGAUCUCUCUUCAAGAGCUUACACAGCCUGAUUCCAAGCUUUCCUUUGAGAGGUGGUUUGAACUGAAAAGUCGUGGUGCAUAUGCUGGUUCCCCUCCUGUCAGUCUUCGUGUUGCUGCAUCUUGUACUGUGCCAAGGCAGGCUCCACAGGUUCUUAGCAUGGUCAAUGUGAAGCCUUUCUCUCUGAAGGCCUGUCUAUUGCCACAUUACAUCAAGGAUCAAAAUAUGAGCUCCUGGACUCGCUUCGUGUAUGACUGUGGUACUGAACUCAUUCGUCUUCAGAUAAGGGAGCACAAGGCCAAGAGUGGCAUGGCUCUCAUUCGAGAAUUGGUUGGAGUAACAAAGUCAUCAAAGCAACCAUUUCAGCUUGCAGAAUUCACGAAAAACAAAUGGUCUUUUAACAACUCCAACUUAUCCAUCACUCAUGACCUGAAACCAAGCAAGGAUGGCUGCAUACAUGAGCUCAAAUACGGCAACAAACUGAUCAAACUAUACAGGGGAAGGAGACUAGCAUAUGAACUCAAAUGCUGCAGUCAGCAUGCUGAAGAUACUACAGCAGUUACUGCUGUGAAGUUCUCAGCUGAAC